Molecule: messenger RNA, 5892 nt
Organism: Mya arenaria
Lineage: Eukaryota; Metazoa; Mollusca; Bivalvia; Myida; Myidae
Product: multiple epidermal growth factor-like domains protein 10
Exons: 21
Coding region: 248-4363 (1371 amino acids)
Biological process (GO): protein dephosphorylation
Molecular function (GO): protein tyrosine phosphatase activity
Source: RefSeq, a predicted model, not a curated record
UUUGAUGCGAUAUUUUCUUCCUGCUUGAGAUUAAGGACUGCAGAUCGUCAUAAUUCAGUUAUAGUGACAACCCACUGACUUGUCUUACUGUCGCUGAUCUAAGAUUUGUUUUAGUUUUACAUUUCUGAAGUGUUUUCCUCUUCAUUUGGACUUAAGCUAGUUGACUUCUAUAUGUGUAUGGAUUUGUGUUGCCCGUUUAACAAAAAAAACACUACUUGCAACAAUCGGAUGUGACCAUUACCAAGACAUGGUGAUAUUUCGAAUAGUUGCUGUACUCUGCCUGGUGCAAUCAUGUAUGACAGUGACGGUACAAAUAAACGGAACAGAAGUUGACUGCAGUAAGAACUGUGUGUGUUGUCAAGGAGGAACGCGUCUAUGUGGAUUUAAGAGAGGUUUUGGAGACAACCAUUGUUUUGAUGGCUGUGUUGACACCAUAUUCGGCUAUAAAUGUCAUAAUUCCUGUCCCGGUAACUGCUAUAAGUGCGGACAAGCUCAAGGCACCCCAUGUAUCACAUGCAAGGCCAAAUUCUAUGAUAAAGGUAGUAGUUGUAGCAAAAGCUGCCCAGUAGGCUGUCAUGGCGGAUCAUGUUAUGAUGAUGGAACUUGUGGUCAGUGUAAAUCAAAUUACGAAGGAACUACAUGCGAACCAUGCAUACAAGGACGAUUUGGUGUAGACUGUGCAAGUCAUUGUAAAUACCAGAACUGCCGAUGUGCAUAUUAUACUGGUUGUGAGUCAUGCAAAACGGGAUUCUACGGAAAAAACACCUUCUGUCAAACAACUUGUUCCAAGGGAUGCCUGGAUGAUGUUUGUAAUGACGACGGAACUUGUAAUUGUACACAAUUAUUCACUGGUUUGUCCUGCACGGAAUGUAUUGGUGGCAAUUAUGGAGAGGACUGUAACAUGACUUGUUCAGAUGGAUGCACUGGUGGAAACUGUAUGAGAAAUGGGACAUGUUAUCAAUGUAAUCCUGGAUCUUAUGGGGAACAAUGCAACGAUGUGUGUUCUGCUGGAUGUAGUAAUAGCGUUUGUAUGAGGAAUGGGACAUGCAAUCAAUGUAAACCCGGAUAUCAUGGGGAACAAUGCAACGAUAUGUGUUCUGUAGGGUGCGGUAAUGGAGUUUGUAUGAGAAACGGAGAAUGCACGUGCAAGGUUAACUUUAAUGGUACUAAAUGUGACAUGUGUAAAGACGGAAUGUUCGGGAAUUAUUGUCAACAACAAUGCAGUAUUGGGUGUUCUUUGUCCUCAUGCAACAGAAGCGACGGAUCUUGUGAUUGCUUUCCUAACUUUACCGGCGUUAAAUGUGAUCAAUGUGUAGACGGAUUUUACGGACAAUCAUGUAGCUUCAAUUGCUCACGUACAUGUAUUGGUGGGAUAUGUUCAAUGUCUAAUGGUAGUUGCACAAACGGCUGUAACAAUGGCUAUUCGGAUAAUAAUUGCUCAAUCCCUUGCAAUUCAACCUGCCUGAGUUGUGAACAAAAUAAUGAGAAUAAUUGUAUUCUAUGUAACAAUGGAAACAGUGGAUCGACCUGCAAGUGUCUUUCACAUUGCGUGUGUACAUAUGGGAGUGACAAAUGCAAUUCUUGUUCCAACGGAUUCAAAAACCCUGCAAAUAAAUGCAAAUGUCAUAAUGAUUAUUGUUCUUCUGACAAAUCAAACAUAUCCAAUACUUGUGAUCGAUGUAUGAACGAAUCCUUUUACGUCAACAACGAUACAUGCUGUGAAUGUCCUGAAACUUGCAAGAACGGAUUAUGCUCAACGGGACCGCUAUGCAAAGAGGGGUGCAUUGACGGUUUUUAUAGCGAAUCAUGCUCAAAGAAAUGCACAGACAUUAACGCAAAGUGUUUAAAAUGUAACCAGACAACGGGUAGAUGUUUAAAAUGCGAAAAAGGUUUUUAUCCAGAAAAUAAUGAAAGCAAAUGCAUUUCCUGCCAAUUUAAUUGCAAAGAUAAAGAGUGCAGCUCUGAAUCUGGAAAAUGUAGCAAUGGUUGUGGCGGACACUUUUGGGGAGACAUGUGUAACCUUCCAUGCCAUUCAAAUUGCAACACAUGUCAACAAGAAUCGGGAAUCUGUGAUUCAUGUAAAGACUCAACUGUCCACGGUUUGUAUUGCAACGAAUCAUGUAGCAAAUCGUGUUUGGAAAACAAAUGUGAACGAAAUACUAGCUAUUGUUCCAUUGGUUGCACGGGACAUUUUUAUGGGGAUUUAUGCGAGACGAAAUGCCCUGGAAACUGUCGAUUAAGUGGAACAGAAUCAAGUUGUGAUGACGAUGGCUUUUGCAAAUUUAACUGCGUUGAUGGCUACGAAGGCGAUGACUGCACAAUAAUACAAGUCAAAAAGGAAGCGGAAGCAGCCGGACCUCUAGUAGGCGCGAUUGCUGGGGGUAUUAGUGGUGGUGUUUUAAUCACCAUUGGCGUCGUGGUUGCAUUCUUUUUUCUUCGACGAAGAUCUAUUCGCCUGUCUGCUUUUAACGAAAACAUGAUAAAUGAAUAUACAACGCUCGAACAUAUCAUUAACGACGGAAGCGCAAAAGAGUAUGAAGAAUGCAACGCGGUUCAUGAGAGUUCUUUCAGUGAAGAUCAGACGUAUUACAACGAACCUGAAUCGUCAGCUAAUAACACAAAGAUAUCAAUUAGUCGUCUCGUCAAGUAUGUGGAUAAAAAAACUCAUGAUGAUCUUAGUGAAGAAUUUAAGAUAUUUCCCCGCGGACUUGUUAAGUCCUAUGUGGAAUCACAAAAGAGGGAGAAUACCAGUAAGAAUCGAUACAAAGGAAUAUAUCCAUAUGAUGACUCCAGAGUAAAAGUCAUGGUCAGUGGGGGCUCAGACUACAUAAACGCCAGCUUUAUUGACGGCUAUAAAAGGCCGAAGCAGUAUAUAGCCACAUUAGCUCCAAUGUCCCAACAAUUAGGUGAUUUCAGCUUGUUUUGGAAAAUGAUUUGGCAACAAAGGGUUGAGAAGAUUGUCAUGGUUACCAACCUUAUUGAACAGGGAUCCCAUAAAUGCGAGCAAUAUUGGCCAGACCCUGGGACAACUAAGGCGUAUGGUGAAAUACAGGUCGAAAGCCGCUCAGAGGAUGAAUAUGCUGAGUUUACCAGAAGGACUUUCACGGUGACGACGGGGACCGAAGAGAGAACGUUGCAUCAUCUGCACUUCACGUGUUGGCCUGACAAAGCCAUACCCGACGAUGUUACUGCGAUCAUAGAGUUCAGACAGCGGGUUCUGAGUACGCCGAGUACACUAAAUGGACCAACGGUUGUGCACUGUAGCUCUGGUGUCGGAAGAACAGGCACCUAUAUUGCUCUGGACGUCCUUACGGAAGAAGGUGAAACUGAGAAAGCUAUUGAUAUAUCUGGGUGUGUCCACAAAAUGCGUCAGAAUAGGCCGAAUAUGGUUCAGACACUGGAGCAGUAUAUGUUUCUGCACACCGCCGUGCUGUAUUCACUAACUUUUGACUGCAAACAAGUCAGGGGAGAGAACUUCAACCAAUACAUGAAAAACAACACUACACAACAACUGAAUAAUACGUUCAUGCAACUGCAGCAUAUGGUCGAUAAACGAUCUAAGGAUGAAACAGAAGCGGUUGAACUUUAUAAACAGCUCCUGAGUAAAAAUAGAGCAAACGCCGAUAUCCCUGGUAAAGGAAACAGACACAGCCUUUAUCAAAAUCUAAAACUAGGAGCUUCAGUCAACAUCGAUGCUGUGUAUAUAGAUAGCUUCGGAAUCAAGAAACGUUAUCUUGUAGCGAAGACUCCACUUCCAGAGACAGUUCUCGAAUUUUUGACGCUCGUUGUCCAAGAGAAGUGUUCAUGUAUCGUCAGCUUCCCAGAUGAUAUGGACAAACAAAAGAAUGUCGGAACAUAUUACCCUGCGGAAAACAAAGGCGUUUUGAAGAAGGGAUUGUUUGAAGUAAGCUGCACAACAGAAGACAAGAAAACAUUCUACGCAGAACGAUUAUUGCAAAUACAGCAUAAAGGGGCAGGAACGACCGCUGAUAUAACCAUUCAACAUCUUCAAUUUACCGACUGGGACGUAAUGAAGAACAUUCCAAGAUCAACUACAAACUUUCUGUCAUUUCUGAAUGUGAUAGAACAUGUCACGAACAAGCAAGAUGACGGUCCAAUAUUGGUCCAUUGCUUUGAUGGAGCGGGAAAGAGUGGUCUGUUCUGUGUGGUUUCGCUGCUUCUCCACAAGAUGAGCGUUGAACAUGAAGUCAGUGUACUUAACGCUAUAAGGAAGGUCAAAACGACGCGGAGGCUUGCGAUUCCAAAUCAGGAACAAUUUGUGUUUUGCCAUGGAUGCGUUUCGGAGUAUAUUAGUUCGUUCGGCGUAUACACAAACAUUAACGAGGAAACAGGGAUACCUUAAUGUGUUGCCCGACCGUCAGUCGACUGUAAAACUGGAGAUACCUUAGAAUACAUUCAUUGUAUACACGUAUAUUUAGCGCGCUGUAUUGUGCAUACAAUAAUACAAAUAUAUAAUAUCAUGCAAAUUUGUGCAAAAAGUCCGUGUUAUUUAACUGUAUAUAAUAUUUUUAUUUCCAUUAUUUGUUAUUAGUGACUUUCUUUUUUAUCAGAUCAACAAAAUACACCCUUACCCUAUUAUAUUCAGCUAAAUUUGUGUUUAAAGUGUAUUGACAACCAAUAAUAUUCACUUGUUCCAACUCUGAACUUUUAAAAACGUGUGUUUGAUAAUGUUUAUGAAACGGGAUGAUUCAAGUGAGUAUCAUGUAAGACGAUCUUUAUCCAUUGCAGCAUAUUGUAAGAGAGAUAUUUCAGAGGUAUUUGAUUGUAGUUCAUAUUGUUAUUAUUUUGACAUGUUUUACUUACAUGAACAUACACAUCUGUGUUACAAAAUGCCUUUCAAAACACAACAGAAUUGAAUUCCAUUUACGUCGGUAACACAAGAAUGCUAAGAAAGUUCUCCAGACACAUACUUAUUGAAAUGUUUAAAUAUUUACAGAAAAUUAUAUGUGAAUAUAUAGUGAAUAUCAUUAUCAAAUACGACAUGGCAUGAUAAUUUGCUAACUUGUUUGUAGGUUGAACAAUAUUCUCGUCAACAAUUUGUUGUCUUUUUGAGAGAUUUUAUCUCCAUAGAAAGCUCCAUGUAUAUUUAAUGAAUAAUAACAACAUUCCUAUAUAUUUACGUGUUUACAUUAUGUAACGAAUGAGUAAUGUUAAUCCGUGUGAUUCUGGUAAUAUUGUCCUAUAUGAAUGAGUUGUUUCAUGUAUGUAAUGCCUUUAAUUUUUGUUCUAACAAAAUAAGUAAGUGUUGAAUAUACAAGUCUUCAAGCAUAAAAACAGCAAUCCAUAGAAAGAAAUUCGUUAAAGGCAAACAAGCAUUUUAAAUUGCAGGUUUACACGAAUACAAGGCCUGAACAGACUAUGAACAAACAGAUGAUGUACAGAAUGUAAAUUUAAAACUUUAUUAAAAACAAUAUGUCCGGCAUGCAAUACGUCAUAUAUAAGCAGAUCAAAUAAACAACAAAGGCACAAUGGAAAACGGCUAAUAACAACUUACUUAAUGCUAAAAAUGAAAAGAAAAUCUAGUUUGCCUUAAAACAAUUUAGUAAUGUUGAAUUUAAAUAAAAUAAACUCUCCUUUGUUUUAAACAGACAAUUUAGCGUGACGGGCUGUGAUUGUCUGCUUUUUUUAAUUACGCUCACAAGAACGAUCUUAACUAUUUCAUUUAAAUUGAAUCUGCUAAGCAAAAUGUUUUGGGUAUUAAAAAACUGAGAUUCUUUAUAAUAUAUGUUUGUUUGUUUGUUUUUCAUUUCUGCAACUUAAUUCAUACAUGGCUUGGGUUAUUUUAUUUAUCAUGCGUAGUGUUUUAUCUUUCAAAAUAUUAUUAAAUUACAUUAUCAUAACGACAAUGAACCUCAAAAAAAUAAAAAAAAG